This is a messenger RNA of Phytophthora sojae, 507 nucleotides long. RefSeq lists its product as hypothetical. NCBI's taxonomy places the organism in Eukaryota, Oomycota, Peronosporomycetes, Peronosporales, Peronosporaceae. The transcript has a single exon. The annotation marks the transcript as partial. The record is from RefSeq and is a predicted model, not a curated record.
GACUCAUUAACAAAGAAGAGGCCUGAACGAGCUGACAUGGUCAUGGCAACAACGCAAGCAGCUCACGUGGGAGACGGCGUCCUGGCCAAAAUGCUAGCAGCUGCGAAAGAAGUCGAAGGCUUGGCAGCCACUGCUAGUAACUUGGAGAAAGCUCAGCUCGCCAACUGGUUGGAAAAGCACAAGACGGUGGAAGACGUGUUCAAGCUCCUGAAGCUUGGUGAUGAAGCGGGCAAGCUCUUCAGCAGCCCUGUGUUUAGCACUUGGAUCAGCUACGCAGAGACGUUGAGCCAGAGUUCGGAAGAGUCGAUGGCCUCGAUGGUUCGAGUGCUGAGGCUGCACCGUAAAGACGAAACUCUUAUGAAUCUGGUCGCUGCUGGUAAAACUUCGUCGCCGCCCUUCGAUGUGAAAAAUCUCUCCGGAAACCUGGAGAAGAUGCUGAUGGAAAAGUGGAUGUCCAGUGUACAAAGUGAGGCCCGAGUGUUUGAGCUGAUGGGGCUGAAGAGUACU